UUAAACAUUUGGCGUGAUGUAUAUAGAUGUUAUAGUGGUGGUCUUCAUCUUUAUCUGUUCUAGAGCUCAAGCUUAACCAUCAUCAUCCAAAACAUGGCGACUGAAGGCGAAACAAUAAAUUUGUCCGGAAUAGUAUCCGAAACAAAACGCAUAAUCAACGCUCACUCACGCCACUUCUUAGCUCUCUCUCUCAUCUUCCUCCUUCCAAUCUCUUUCUUCAUCACUAUCUAUCCCACCCUUCUUCUCCAAUUACAAUCUUCAUUCAACAACAACCUUCCAUACCCUGAAACCCUUUUCAACACUCUUAACCCUAGCCCUAAUCAACCCUUUAAACCCCUUGUUGCCCCCAUCAUUUUCUCAAUUUUUGUUGCUCUUUUCUCCGUUUCUGCUGUUGCCACUAUUACUUAUAGUACGAUUUAUGGUUUUUACGGCCGCCCGGUUCGGCUUGGGUCGGCUAUUAAGUCUUUGAUGCGGUCUAUUUUGCCUCUUGUGUUUACUGCACUCUGUGUUUUGUUUUUGGUUUCUUUGAUCGCUUUGGUUCUUGGGUCUGGCUUUUAUGCUGUUAGUGUACUUGUUUCGUUUUUCGGUGUUAAUGUUGAGUAUGGUUCGGGUUGUUUUAAUUGGAUGGUGGGGGUGUUUGUGUUUGGUUUGGUGUUGGUUUUGUUUUAUUUGCAAGUUCAUUGUACUUUAGGGUUUGUUGUUGUGGUGGUUGAAUCGAAAUGGGGAUUUGAGGCUUUACGGCGGAGUGGGGAUUUGAUCAAGGGAAUGAGAUUGGUGUCGUUGUGGUUAUUGUUGUUUGGUUGUGUUACGGUUGUGUUUCCGCUGUGGUUGAAUUCGGUGCCGUUGGUGAGGUUUGAGGGUGGUUUUGAUUUCUGGAAGAGUGCGGGAUUUGUUGCGCAGACAGUGUUGAGUUCUAGCUUUGUGACCUUGUUUAUGCUUAUUAGUAUUUCGGCAAAUGCAGUGUUGUAUAUGUAUUGCAAGGCCUUUCAUGGGGAAUUGGCUUCAGAGAUUGCUGAGGAGUUUGCACGUGAUUAUGUUAGUUUGCCUUUUGAUGAUGACAAGGUACCCCAUAUCGUUACUGUUGUGCAAGCUUGAAGGUACCCGGGAAUACUCAUUACUGCAGAGGACUGUUCUUGACGGAGCAUUAAAGAUUUCAAGAUAUGGGUGUGGGCGCGGGUGAACACGUACUUCGUAAGAUUAGCUUUCACCUCAAUGAUUUGACAUUGGAGUUGGAGUUCGAUUUAGAAUCUGCGAUGUAACACUACUGUUACAGGACUACUUCAAUGCUCAAGCUGACUACUUAUUUGGCAAACUCGUUUUAGCAAACAAAGUCAAGUUUUGAGUAAAUUACAUAAUGGUGGUUCGACUUUAUUUAGUCUGCUAAUAUUAUACUCGAUUUUUGAACGUGUAA
This is a messenger RNA of Daucus carota subsp. sativus, 1411 nucleotides long. RefSeq lists its product as uncharacterized. The transcript is spliced from 2 exons. The coding region runs from base 94 to 1095 and encodes 333 amino acids. Lineage: Eukaryota; Viridiplantae; Streptophyta; Magnoliopsida; Apiales; Apiaceae. The record is from RefSeq and is a predicted model, not a curated record.